AUGCAGGUCGUGGAGGCCGAUCACCGCCCGGAUGAACUCGACUUCAUGGAGGCCGUCAAGGAGAUCACAGAGAAGAAGUCCGUGCCGCAAGUUUUCGUGGGUGGCAAGUUCAUCCCAGGUGGCUGCGACAACAUCAUGGACUUGCGAGAGAAAGGCGAGCUCAAGCCCUUGCUGCAGGAGGAUGCACUCGCCCAAGUUGCACCAGCAACCCCAAAGACCGUCAUUAGGGUAUUGCAGGGACCUCCAUCCUCGGAGCUUAAAAUGGCGAGCGGCGAGCGCAUCAGUUGCGAGUACUUUCGCGGGAGUGGCCAGCAUCAGGCCUUCGUCUUCUACCGUUCUGAAUCGAAUGGUUCAAAAAUUGAAGUCCAGCCAGCAGCUGCCGGUGGGCUGUGUUAUUAUCCCGAGGCGAAUUGUGAACUAAGCGAUUUCAGCUGCUGCACAGUUACCAGCACCGUGAGCAAGGAAGCUGACCGGUGCCAGCUCCACAACACGAUCUAUUGCCUUGCGGCUAUCUUUUUGGCUUUCCAGCUUCCUGGAAUGUGCCGGCGCCUCGGCUUCUUCACGAGCAGCACGGCUUCGGAGGCGUGUAGCAGCGCCCAAAUUCCACAGUCAGCUUUGACCCAUGAGCCCCGCAGCCCGAGCACGGAAGAGGAAGCGGCAGAAGAGGCCUCCGAAAGCCAGGACCAGGAAGACUCCGAAGAGGACGAGCCAGAGUCCACUGACUCAAGAGUUUGUGUUAGGCGCGUACUGCGCAUCCUCGCCUGCCUCGCCAUAAUGGCUUUUAUUGCUGCGGAGGUGUACUGCGCCAUUCUGAUUGCAAACGCUACCCAGCGUGCUCUCACAGUGCCGGAAAGAAAUUCCAUGCUUGCCGCAGACGCUUUCUUGGUGCCCUUGGUUGAGAUUUUCCAGUUCCUGGAAGAUGUCGUCGCGGUGAAGAUUAGUGCGGCCAUGGUUACAGGUGAAACCCAUCUAGUCCGGCACAUCCUGAUAAUGGGCGUAGUGGGUGGGAUACUUUGUGGAACUGUCGCCGCCUCAAUAGCCACGGCAAUAUGCAGCUGGCCAGCAGCCAUUCAGUGGAUCUUGGCGCCAUAUUCCAUGCACGACUCCUAUCUGCAGUGCCCCUUGGUUCCACAGGGGCCAGCUGCGGCGGAUUCGGCACGGAUGUAUUGGCUCUUGCAGGUCUGGAGUUGGCCCUUGGGUUUCGCCUGCCGCGCCAUCAAAGGAUUCCUUUUCGGAAGUGGGGACAUUGUGUUGGGCAUGACCGUUUUGGGUUUGGCCAAUGGCAUGGUGUCGAUCGGCGGGGUCUAUCUGUUUUUUCUCCCGCAGCCCUCGCUGGACUCGCUGGGCUGGAUCUCUUUUGCCUGCUCUGGCGCUUCGUUUCUGAUUCUUCUGGCUAUGUUUGCAGCGCGACGGGACCUCCGCCAGCGCUACGGCCUACGCAUCACCCGGCCGUCAGACACCGAGACUGCAGCGAGCAGACCGGCAGAGUUCUCGGCGCGCUCCCUGUGGAAAGACACCUCACGCGAAGGCUUCAUGGCCAUGAUCCUGGAUGUCUCAGCCCAGAUGCCUGCAACCGUGGGGAUCUACACAGCCGGGACGAGAUUGGGCUUGGGUGCCAUGUACCAAAUCAGUUCAUUGCAGGCUGCCUUCCCUCAGUAUGGCUUGGCUUGGGUCAUCGGAUUGACAUACAUCCUGCGACUCAAGGGUACGCAGCUCGUCUCCGAAGGGGAGUAUGAGCAGUUUCGCGGCCUCUUUCGACUGGCGACCCUCUACUCGUUGCUGCUCAUCGUCGCCGUCGCGGCAUCGGUCAUCCCCUACAGUGACGCACUGUCGUUUCUCCAAGCAGAGCAAGCCUGCGAAUACGCCUCGGAUCUUUCUUGCCUUCCUCACUACACAAGCAUAUUUGGCGGCGGCCACCUGAAAGGCGACACCCUCCAGCAAGCCUUCCGGUAUUUUUUCACGCCUGUCUUGAUUGCCCGGUGCUUUUACCAGGUUUUCAAAGCCGGGAUGUACGUGUGCUUGGACUGGAUCUUCAUGGCCAAAGUGGGGCUGAUCUCCUUGUCAUGUAUCUUCGUGCCAGCGAUCCUGGUUGCUGUUUGGGGUCUAGGUACACCCUCAGCGAUCUUCGUCGCGAUGUACUUGCCCUGGCUUUUCAUGACCGGCGCCUUCAUGUUGCGGACGCGGCAUAACAUCAAGAAGAUGCUGGCGGAGACGCCUGCCCCACCGGGUGCCUACGACUUCGACCUUUUCGUCCUGGGGGGCGGCAGUGGCGGCUGCGCGGCUGCUUUGGAAGCAGCCAGGGACAAGACGAAGAAGAUUGCCGUGGCAGACUUCGUAAAGCCAUCACCGCAGGGAACCACAUGGGGAGUUGGUGGUACUUGCGUGAACGUGGGCUGCAUCCCAAAGAAACUUAUGCACAUCGCCGCAACAAAGAAGGAGGAUAUCCAUGACCUGGCCAGCUAUGGGUUCAGGCAGAAGUCCGAUGGAGGUGUGGUUGACGUCACUCACGAUUGGCAGGAGAUGUGCAAAGGAAUCCAAGGCUACAUCAAAGAGUCGCUGAACCAGGGUAUGCUGGAUGGCUUCGAAGCCAAUGGCAUCAAGUACUACAACAAGUACGCCGCACUGAAGGACCGUCAUACUAUUCAGCUGGACGAUGGCCAGGGAGGCAUUGAGACGGUCACUGCCAACUACAUCAUGCUCGCGGCCGGGGGUCGGCCCAACCACGGCGGCUACCCAGGAGCCGAUGAGCAUUGUAUCUCUUCGGAUGACCUCUUCUGGAUCAAGGAAGCCCCCGGCAAGACCCUGGUGGUUGGGGCGGCCUACAUCGCCCUGGAGUGUGCUGGCUUCUUGAAUGGCCUUGGCUACGAUACCACCGUCAUGGUGCGUUCCAUGCUGCUGCGUGGCUUCGACCGUGAGUGUGUGGACAAGAUCGACCUGUACAUGCAGAAGGUUGGAGUGAAGUUCAUCCGUGGCACCGUGCCGGACAGGUUCGAGAAGGGCACCACGAAGAAGGUGAAAGCGAUUUGGAAGAAGGGAGACCAGGAGUUUAGCGAUGAGUUCGACACUGUCCUCCUGGCCAUUGGCCGCACCGGUGAGGGGGCGAAGCUGGGCCUUGAGAAUGCUGGCGUGUCCUACAGCCCGAAGACCGGCAAGGUUGCGGCCCCUGCGGAGGCGACCAAUGUGCCCAACAUCUACUGCAUCGGCGAUCUCGUCGAGAACAGGCCAGAGCUGACCCCCGUGGCCAAGGUAGCCGGAAAGAAGGUUGUGCACCGACUCUUCCAGGGCGACCAGGAGGCUAUGAACUACCGCCUGAUCGCGACGACGGUCUUCACGCCUCUGGAAUAUGGCAUGUGUGGCCUCAACGAGGAGCAGUGCAAGGAGAAGUACGGGGACGACGGCUACACCUCCUACACGAAGGAGGCUAAACCCCUCGAGUGGUCAGUGGUGAAGCACCGCAGCCCCGAUGCUUUCUUCAAGGUCCUGGUGGACAACAAGAGCACGCGCGUCGUGGGUUUCCACGUCCUGGGCCCGAACGCAGGCGAAAUCACCCAGGCAGUGGGACUCGCCAUGAAGGUCGGCGUGACGAAGAACCAACUGGACGACUGCGUGGGGAUCCACCCCACACUCGCCGAGACCAUGACCAUGCUCUCUGGACAGAAGAUCGAAGGCGUCGUGUGCGAAUCCUGA
Symbiodinium sp. CCMP2592 is the source of this 3687-nucleotide messenger RNA. NCBI's taxonomy places the organism in Eukaryota, Dinophyceae, Suessiales, Symbiodiniaceae. The record is from the annotation of a GenBank genome assembly.